This is a messenger RNA of Lytechinus pictus (painted urchin), 468 nucleotides long. RefSeq lists its product as uncharacterized. The coding region runs from base 1 to 468 and encodes 155 amino acids. The record is from RefSeq and is a predicted model, not a curated record. NCBI's taxonomy places the organism in Eukaryota, Metazoa, Echinodermata, Echinoidea, Temnopleuroida, Toxopneustidae. The transcript is spliced from 2 exons.
AUGGGGAUAGCCUAUUGUGGGAGUCUUGAAACAAUCAUUGCGAGUUCAAGUUUUUUUUCCCAAAUUGUUGAGGAGAAUGUCAGUAUAUUAAAGGGUUCUCUAGAUAUCCUAACCAUUAAAUCCCGAUACAAUCCAUCUACACCAGGCACAGCACCGUACAACCCAUCUACAUCAGACACAGCACCAUACAACCCAUCUGCACCAGACACAACACCAGACACGGUACCAUACAACCCAUCGACACCAGACACGGCACCAUACAACCCAUCAACACCAGGCAAGGCACCAUACAACCCAUCUACACCAGACACAGCACCAUACAGCUCAUCUUUACCAGACACAGCACCAUACAACCCAUAUCAACCAAACACAUUUCCUGCAUCAACUCAUCCAAAUAUAUUCAAGUUACUCAAAUUAUUCAGCGUGAAAAUACUGCAAAAUGAACUAUACCGAAUUCCUAGAAUGUAA